AUGCGGCUUGUGGGGAAGGGUGGGUUACAGUUGGUCUUCAGCCAUGUGGUCAUAUAUGGACAGGGUGCUAUUGUAGAGCUCAUGCCCAGCACCGUUCCUAAACAAACCGUGAACCCAGCUGAGAAUGGGAGCUCGCGAAAAGAGGCGACGAUGGAGAAGGAGGCCAGCUAUAAGGCGAAACGCUACGCUUUAAAGUAUCAACCUCCAUGUAUUUUCUUGGAGUACGAGGAUACAACCAAGAAUCGGCGGGUCAGGGCGCACGGUUCUAUACAGGUCAAGCUUAAUGGAGUUCAAGCUGAUGUAGACGUGGACCGGCUAACACGGAAGGUCCGCCGUCUUGUGGUCGCUUUGGUUGACUUUCUCAACAACGAAUCCAACGGAGUAAACGGCGCUAAUCCCUCAACACCAGCAACAGCGGGAGUUGCUAAUGGGCUUGGCCCGGCACGUAACGGCACUACUUCACAUGUGCCGUCACGGCUGGGCCCCGGCGGCGGCGGCAGCAACGGCGGCGGCACCGUUGCCACGGGUUCCAAAGCCUUAAGCCGUGCACAUACGGAUCUCAACCACCGCAGCGGUGCUAGCAAUGGCGGCGCCGCCGGCGUAGCGGCGCCGCUACCGUCCAUGUCGCCCCGGGGACUAGACCCCCGGAACGGUCCGGCGGCGCGAUUGGCCAUGUUGGGCCUGGAGGACAACUGCCGUGGCAGCGUCGAGUCGACCAUGAGUCGAUUCUCGACAAGUACGGCAAGCCCCAGCAGCAGUGGCGGCGGUAGUAGCGGCCGCUGCAGCGGCAACGACGUUGAGGAAGAGGACGAGGGUGAGGAGGUGGACGCCGUAGGGCGAGGUGGCGACCGAGGUGGCGGUGGCGGCGCCAACAGGUUGGACUUCGCGCUGGACGAGUUGGAGAAGGAAAUGGCGGGAAUGGGAGACUCCGGCUCGGACUUCUCUUCCAUGGUCGUGCACGGGGGUCCCAGCGGCACGGGCUCCCUGGGGGUUUCUUCGGAGCUGGGUUCGGACUCCCGUACAUCCUCGGUGGUUUCGGGGCUGCGGGAUACCAAACCCCUGCCGCCCUUGCCACCACUGACCACGACCGCCGCAACCACUACGGGCUCGACCGUCACGGCGCCGCCGCCGCCGCCGCCGGGCAGCCGGACGGGGGCCUCCCUGGACGCGUCGGCGGCAUCCGCAAUGGCGGUGGCGGCGGGUAGCGGUGGAGGUGGCGGCAAGACCCGUUUCGCUGCGGAGGCGGAGAAGCUGGUUAUUGGACUGGAGCUGACGGACGAACUGGAUUUGAAUAAGGUUACGGAGGUGGAGUUGCGGCUGGCCAAGCAGGCCAUGGAGUCCGACUUCAAGAAGAACCAACUCAAGCCGGGGGAUCCCGGCUACGUGUACGACAAGCAGGAGGACUUUGGACCGCCCACAGAGAUCAACGACUGGGACGACAGCGAGGACGAUGAGGAGGCUGAAGCGUCUGAGGAGCCGGAGGUGGACUGGGAGGACAUCCACGCCUCCGUGUCGAAACCCAAGGGCGCCUUCAGUUCCUUAAAGGCGAACGCGGGACUUAGCUCCGAAGAGGACACCACCAGCCGUAACGCCCACAGCCCAUACAACAGCAAUGACUGGCCCUCCGCCCUGGCAUCCACUUCCUCGCCAAACACUCAGACCCCAGCCCUCCUCUCUGCCAUCUUUCACACGCUCCACAACCCCGACCCCGCACACCAACCCGUGUGUCUGUCUGUCUAUCCACCUGUCCCGUCCGGGCGCACAGAAGGCACGGCGCUUCAGUGCCGCCAAUUCCAAAGCCAGCGGCUGCACGACCCGGACCGCCCGCACCGCCAGGAGGUGUCGCCAGUGCUGCUGCUGCUGCGGUUUAGCCAUCCACGUCUCCUGGCUUUCAAUUCCAGCAAAUCCAACGAACCCCCCGGGAGAUCCAAAGCAUAAGAACGACUAGCGAAACCAACCCCUCCCUCCUCCAACAGCCCCGGGAAACACCCAGACCCCUCCGCUUUCUCUCUGAUGUCCGUUCUCUCUCCUUCGAACGCAGUGCACCGCCUUUAAGCUUUAGCGUAGCGCAGUAGCCUUCGCUCCUUUUCCGAUACACGGCGACCCCCCGUCCCGCUUCGCUCCACCACUCCACUCUUCUGCCGUAUGCCCACCGACUGCGGCCCCCCUCGGCUGAGGUCCC
This is a messenger RNA of Volvox carteri f. nagariensis, 2182 nucleotides long. RefSeq lists its product as uncharacterized. Lineage: Eukaryota; Viridiplantae; Chlorophyta; Chlorophyceae; Chlamydomonadales; Volvocaceae. Gene Ontology annotation, cellular component: spindle pole; centriole; ciliary basal body. Gene Ontology annotation, biological process: microtubule anchoring at centrosome; trans-Golgi to periciliary membrane compartment transport. The transcript is spliced from 11 exons. The record is from RefSeq and is a predicted model, not a curated record. The coding region runs from base 1 to 1938 and encodes 645 amino acids.